AGAAUAGUUUUCUUUGCGUUUGAUCAGGCGGCCAGCGAUGUGCUCAAAGUGUGCCCCGCACUCGUCACGUGGAGUUUUAUCGGAAACAUGCUGAGGCUCACGGAGAACCGCACUGAGCUGGCAUGGUGACCACAUACGACAACCCGUUACACAAGCGUGCUCACACACAACACAGCACAAGGUAGGUAUGCCUGCAGUCUGUAAACGCAGAGAGAGAGAGAGAGACUGCGAUAGGUGAACAGAUGGACCAGUCUGGGCUGUUGUUUUUUUUCGGGGGGUGCAGGUAAUAUAAGCCCAGAGUCAAUCAUAGUCCAGUCAUUCCUGGACGCAACAUCUCUCACAGAAUGACUGGCACAGAUGCUCAUCGUGGCGGGUGCAGAGAGAAGCUCCGAACAGCUGAUCGUUUCACAGAGGAUGAAACACACAGGCUUCAGACGUUUGUGUGGAGGUAUUGGAUUAAGGUGGGAUUCCCUCUGCAGUGCAGAGGAUGUCGUCUGGACUAUCUGAUCAACGACAGGGGCUACGCUACAUUCCAGGGACAGCAGGACCAUGUGAACUUCUCACAGGGCGGCAGUGAUGAAGCACUUGUCUCUUGCUUUGUCAACUCGCCUGAUGGCGGUGGGGAGAAGGGACAGAUUGCUGUCAAAAGCAAUCCCAGUGCUUCUCCUGGAUACAGAAGCGCCCGUCCUUUCGUAAGCUCCCACACGUACCAGCUGUACUCGCCGACGGAGGUGUUGAGCAUCGGCUUCCUGGCCGCAGCCAGGCUGGAGAGCGUGGCCAUCGACGUGGUCGAGCGCAAGGAGCUCAACACAGUCUACAUGCAAACUGCCGAAGCCGUCCUGGUGGAGAGGUACAGGGAGAAGAGAGCGUUAGAGUCCCUGAGAGGGAGGUGUCAGGUCCUGAAGAUCAAGAAGGAAGAAGAACAAGCAGGGGACAACCGUGUGGGCGGAAUGGAGAGACUGGCAGUGAAAAACGAGUAGACCCCCCUGUCCGCUCCAGUCAGAAGGUGCAGAACUGCAGUCUCUCUCUCUGCCUCCCUCCCUCUACCUCUCUCCCACCACCCUGACCAGGCACUUCGGAGACCAGUGCCUCCGGUCCCGCACACAUCCCUGCCUUGGAAUCCUCUACAGCUCCCCGGCGCCCCCUGCUGGUCGCCGCUGGCCUCCACAGCUCCUGCCGGAUGGAUCAGAGCCCCCGCAAAGCUACCGCUGUUUAAGCACAACACAUCAGUCAAGAAGUGCAGAUCUUGAUGUGAUCCGUUUCUCUCUGCUUUCCUGUGCCUUAAUAAAGAAACUGCGAUUUUACCCAG
Molecule: messenger RNA, 1309 nt
Organism: Lepisosteus oculatus (spotted gar)
Lineage: Eukaryota; Metazoa; Chordata; Actinopteri; Semionotiformes; Lepisosteidae
Source: RefSeq, a predicted model, not a curated record